Messenger RNA from Fusarium fujikuroi IMI 58289, 408 nucleotides. RefSeq lists its product as uncharacterized. The record is from RefSeq and is a predicted model, not a curated record. The transcript has a single exon. Bases 1 to 408 code for a protein of 135 amino acids. Lineage: Eukaryota; Fungi; Ascomycota; Sordariomycetes; Hypocreales; Nectriaceae.
AUGGACCACUACACCAAUAUCAUGACCUGCACCGACUGCAUUGACCUCGCAGCCAAUGUCGCCGAUCUCCAGCACGCCCUAGCACUCACCAAGAUUGAAAUGAAACGCCGCGAAAUAAAAGCCACGGCGCCAUUUCAAUUUGAGAAGAAGGACAUGAGAAUCAUGAAACUAGAGUCUUACGUCCAUCAAGCUCAAGAAGCUGAGAUCAAGGCCGCUGAGGCUGCAUACGAGGAGUGCAAACGACAUCUCGAGAUUCUGAAAGAUCUUAACUGUAAGGAUCUGGACACAAAGAGCGACAAGAUUGCCAAACUCGAGGAGGGUCUUGAUGGGGCGCGGCAGCGAGUACAGGACGCCAAGAAGAGGCAAUUAGAUUAUCUGUUAAACUUCCGCUAUGCAGAAGAUGACUGA